AUGUAUCUUCCCUCAAAGCCAAACAAAUAUGGCAUUAAAAUAAUGAUGCUGUGUGAUGUGAAAACAAAAUAUCUGAUCAAUGGAAUUCCAUACUUGGGGAAGGACUCCAACCCAUCUGGUCUGCCCUUAGGAGCUUAUUAUACAAAAGAACUCACCAAAACAAUUCAUGGUACAAAUAGGAAUGUAACCAUGGAUAAUUGGUUUACAUCCAUCCCACUAGCAAAGGAUAUGUUGAGCAGUCAUCAGCUGACAAUAGUUGGAACUCUACGUAGUAACAAAAAGAAGAUCCCUCCUGAAAUGAGCAAUGAGAAGUCAAGGAAGAUAGGUUCUGUAAUGUUCGCUUACGAUAACGAACUGGUUUUAGUAUCAUACAAGGCAAAGAAGUCUCAAAUGGUGUUUCUACUCUCCACUACUCACGAAAAUGGUACUGUAUCUGAAACAACAGGAAAACCAGAUAUAGUUGAAUUUUAUAAUCCAACAAAGGGCGCAGUUGACACGUUUGAUGAGAUGUCAAGUAACAUGUCAUGCAGCCGCAAGACACAGCGAUGGCCACUGUGCAUUUUUUAUGGAAUGGUCAACAGCACUUUAGUCAAUGCCUAUGUGAUAUAUGUUCAUAAUACAGUAAAGGAAAAGAAGAAGCCAAUCAACCGGAGAGAGUUUGCUAAGCAAGUAUGUGAGGAGCUAACAAAACCGCACCUGCAGAACCGAAUUGAAGUACCGACCCUGCGAAAGAAUCUGAAAACAAAUAUUGGAGAGAUACUUGGAACAGAAGCUGGACAAAGUGACCCUGAACUUCACGGACAAGCUGAGAGAAAGAUAUGUGCAUUUUGUCCAUCUAAAAUAAGAAGAAUGACAAGGUUCUCCUGCUUCAAAUGCAAAAAGUUUCACUGUCUACAACAUCAAUCAAAAAUGUGUACAAAUUGUUCAUCAUUGGACUAA
Messenger RNA from Nilaparvata lugens (brown planthopper), 939 nucleotides. RefSeq lists its product as uncharacterized. The transcript has a single exon. Lineage: Eukaryota; Metazoa; Arthropoda; Insecta; Hemiptera; Delphacidae. The record is from RefSeq and is a predicted model, not a curated record. Bases 1 to 939 code for a protein of 312 amino acids.